Messenger RNA from Ascochyta rabiei, 786 nucleotides. RefSeq lists its product as uncharacterized. The coding region runs from base 1 to 786 and encodes 261 amino acids. The record is from RefSeq and is a predicted model, not a curated record. The transcript has 2 exons. Lineage: Eukaryota; Fungi; Ascomycota; Dothideomycetes; Pleosporales; Didymellaceae.
AUGCCUUUCAAGGAUAUUGUCUCCGAGGUCCGGCGAUCUAUCCUAUGCUGCGUUGGGCGUGAUCGAAAACGCCCACUCGACAUUGGCUCACCAACCAAUGUCCGCCACAUCAACGUCUCUGACACCCUUCCUGGCCUCACAGAUACCGAACGAAAGCACAUCCGCGAGAAAGUGUCCAACGAUGCGAUUCGUUUGCUGAGCCUGCAAUCUCACCCACCAUCACACCCUCCCUCUCAGCCAACAACAUCACCACCGUCACCUGAACACUCGCUUCGACAUGAGCCUAGUUCAGUGGUGUCGUCGCAGGAGCCUUCUAUGGCUCUGCUGAAUGCUGCCUCCAAGAACCUGCCCGACGCCGUACCAACGCCACCUCCCCAAGCUCAUCCGCAUACCUCCUCGCCGAGCGCAAGGAUGAAAGGUAUGUGGGAUGAUGUGAAGAGGCUGAGCAACAGUUCGAACUGCAGAGAUAGUCUGUACUCCAAGAUCGAGGACAGCUCUAUCAACAGCGAGAAGCAGCUGAAGGAUUCAUCUUCCAUGACGCUGAAUCUGGAACUCGGAACUGAAAGCCCCAGUAGUAAUACACGCUCUGAUAGCCUGAGAACACUAAGCCUGACAUCCGGGUUUGAGACGCAGGAUACCAUUGGCGGACAUACUCAGACCGCCGCACCGAUCGCUUCGACUAAGAAAGUCAACGCAGCGAUCAAAGAGAAGGAAACAAUCGACAGUAGUGACGAAGACGAAGAUCCGUUCAUUGCUGCCGAAGCGGAGUUGCUCAAGAAGCUCUGA